Chlamydomonas reinhardtii is the source of this 1660-nucleotide messenger RNA. RefSeq lists its product as uncharacterized. Lineage: Eukaryota; Viridiplantae; Chlorophyta; Chlorophyceae; Chlamydomonadales; Chlamydomonadaceae. The record is from RefSeq and is a predicted model, not a curated record. The transcript is spliced from 3 exons. Bases 197 to 1240 code for a protein of 347 amino acids.
ACAAUCCAACAGAGGGGCUUGCGGCUGAUUAGCUAGUUGAUGGGGGUAACGGCCUCCCAAGGCCACGAUGAGUACGCACACGCACGGGCGCGCCGUGAAGUUCAUGGUUUCGGCUAUCAAACCCCACCCGGCAAGGUUCUCAAAGCUCAAACCAAACCAACACGCUUGCAACACGCUUGAUUUAGCGUAGGUAACCAUGGCGCUACGUGCCAGCAUGACCGCUGUUCCCAAGGGUCCCGUCCCGAGGCUGCUGCCGUCCGCCGCUCGCCUACGCCCACAGCCGCGGCCGCUCAUGACCGCACGAGCGAACAAUGGGCAGCAGCAGGAAGCAAACAUCAAUGCUAGCGCUGGCGCCAGCCCGCCAGAGAAGCAGAAGGCGACACUGGUCGCGCCCGGCAGCAGCCUACUCGUCCUCAGCUUCAAGCAGGGCGUUGGCAGCGGCACGAAGGUGCUGGAGGUGGACCGGGCGCUGCUGUGGCACGCGUCGCCGGUGCUUCGCGGCGCGAUCGAGAGUGCCGCCGGCUCCAACCACAGCAGUGGGGGCGGCGCCGGCGGCAGCAGCACUGCGAGCGUGCUGCCAAUAAAGGCCGCUGCUGCAACCACGGCCACUGCCACUGCCUCACUGGCACUUGACUACGGCAGCCCUGCGGACUGGGAGGCGGUGCUUCAAGUGCUGCAGCUGAAGGCUCCUCCAGUGGAUUGGGCCAACGUGGAGCAGCUGCUGCGGCUGGCCGACAAGUACGACAUGGACGCCGUACGGUCGACCUGCGCCGCCUUCCUGGCGUGUAACAUCUCCCAGAUGGCAUUGUCCCACCCCCUGGACUCGCCGCGUAACCUGCUGCACGCGGCUUCCCUCGCUGAGAGGUAUCUGAAGGACCGCUUCAGUAGCAGCGCCGCCAGCAGCACCACGAGUAUCAGUGUCAGCGCCGCCAGCGCCAGUGCCAGUGCCGGCCCCAGCAGUCUCAGCCCCAGCACGGCGCAGAGCUAUGUGGAGGCCAUCAGCGCUGCACUGGGCAAAGCGCUCGAGCCCGCCCGCUUCAAGGGUACCUACACCCCGAACAGUUACUCAUACAGCGGCCGGCAGCCCGAAGUGGACACCUGGCGUGAGAACGCUCGGCCCGUGGUGGCCAGACUCGCUGCACUGAUGGAGGAGGCUAAGGGCCGCGACAUCCUCACGCCGGACGUACAGGACCAGGUGAUGGAGCUUCUGCUGUCCAGCCUGACACGACUGACCAGUUGAGGGGCGCCCGGAUCGGACAGGAGUGCGGGUUGCUAGCUGUAAUGCAGGGCGGGUCUUAGUGGACACCCAUGAUGCGCUUACCUUCAUGCUUGCGGCCUGAUUAUCAGUUGGUCAGUUGGUCAGCUGCGUCAUAUGUUGCGUCAUAUGUUGGCGUUAUCUGGGCCCAGGGCGGUUUUAGGCCCCUAGUAACCGUAGGAACUGGUUGGCCAGGUGCAGGGCAAGCCUGUGCGUGGGCAGGGUCCUACCAUCCGUCCAGCGCUAGCUCAUGAACUAGUAGUUGGCCAGGCGUAAUUGACCAGCAGGCGGUUGUAUGUCAUACAAUCAGCCGCACCCAUACGGCAAUGCGGCCGGUCCCACGCAAAUGACCGCAAGAUACGCCUUGCCGCUCAUGGCCACCCGCUGAUGUAACAGCGCUGACAU